Molecule: messenger RNA, 2388 nt
Organism: Rubroshorea leprosula
Lineage: Eukaryota; Viridiplantae; Streptophyta; Magnoliopsida; Malvales; Dipterocarpaceae
Source: the annotation of a GenBank genome assembly
AUGUGAAGUUUAAUGAAGCUGCAACUUGGAAUUGGGAGAAUUCAGAAGUUAUAUCUUCUGAGACUAGUCUUGAAGAUGAAACUGAUGAGGAUUAUGCAGUUAGAGGUCUGGAGAGCUGCAAUGCAGGAGGAGUUCAAUAUGAUUCAGAAAAAUGAUACAUGGCAGCUUGUGAAUCGACCAAAUAACAAGAAAGUCAUUGGUGUUAAGUGGGUUUAUAAGGUGAAACUUAAUCCCAAUGGUUCUACAAACAAGCACAAAGCAAGGCUUGUGGUAAAGGGAUACUCACAGCUCCCUGGAAUUGAUUUUUGUGAGACAUUUGCGCCGGUGGCCAGGUUUGAUACCAUCAGAUUGCUUUUGGCACUAGCAGCUCAGAAAUGCUGGUUUGUAUACCAACUUGAUGUUAAAUCUGCUUUCUUGAAUGGUUAUUUGAAAGAAGAAAUACAUGUGGAGCAGCCUGAUGGAUUUGUUAAAAAUGGUACUGAAAACAAAGUCUAUUUGCUCAAAAAGGCUUUGUAUGGACUUAAGCAAGCUCCUAGAGCUUGGUACAGCAGAAUAGAUGAAUAUUUGCUGAAAUUGGAUUUUGUAAAGAGUCUCACUGAAGUCACUCUUUAUGUCAAAGAAGAGGGAGCUGAUUUAUUGAUUGUUACAAUUUAUGUGGAUGAUUUUCUCAUCACUGGCAGCAAUGAAAAUCAGACUAGUCAAGGUAUAUUCAUAUGUCAGAAGAAAUAUGCUAAUGAGAUUUUGAAUCAGUUUGCAAUAGUUAAUUGCAAAACAGUCAACACACCUAUGGUUCCUUAUGAGAAGCUAAGAAGUGAUGAUGGUGCAGCUAAAAUUGAUGUAGGAGUAUAUCGGAGUUUAAUUGGGAGAUUGUUAUAUUUAUCAGCAACUAGACCUGAUAUAAUGCAUUCAGUGAGCCUUUUGUCUAGGUUUAUGCAUUCUCCCAGUGAAAUACACUUCAAGGCAGCCAAGAGGAUCCUAAGGUAUGUGAAGGGAACAACUAAUUUUGGUGUUCUUUAUAAAAGGUCAACAAAUGUGAAGCUAAUUGGAUUUACAGAUAGUGAUUGGGCUGGUUCAGAGGAAGACAUGAAAAGUACCUCAGGACAGUGUUUUUCUAUUGGUUCAGGGGUGAUUAGUUGGAGUUCUAAGAAGCAAGACUCAGUUGCCAAGUCAACAGCAGAAGCUGAGUACAUUGCUGCUUCUCUUGCUGCAGAUCAAGCUGUGUGGUUCAAGAAACUAAUGAAUGAUUUAAAACAACCUCAAAUGCAUCCUACUGAGUUGUUUUGUGAUAAUUUAUCUGCUGUUGCAAUUGUUAAGAAUCCUAUUCUUCAUGGUAGAACCAAGCAUAUCAAGAUUAAAUAUCAUUCUAUUAGGGAGAUGGUUAAUGAAGGUGAAGUUCAGGUUUUGCAUUGUGAUUCAGAUGACCAGAUUGCUGAUAUAUUCACUAAAGGAUUGCACAAGUUCAGAUUUGAGACACUAAGAGACAAGCUUGGGAUGAGCAGCAUUAGUGUCAAGGAGGAGUGAAAACAGCAAUGUAAAGACAGUGACACAAAUGCUGUCACACUAUUUUUUCAGUUUGUAGCAGUUAUUAGUUGGUUUUUAAUCCAGUUUGUUUUUCCAUUGGAAUGCAGUUAACUUCAGUUUUUAGUAGUUUCUUUAUUUCCUUGUAAAAAGCAGAUUUGUUCAAUGGAAAGUUUUAGUUCUGCACUUACCAGAUCUUCAUCUCUUUAUUUACAAACUAACAUCAUUCCUCUUUUUCACAAUUUCACUUGUUAUGUUAGUUGCUGUAGUACCAUGGAUGAUUUUGGACAGAUAAGUGACAUGCUUUACAGCAUUAAUUAAAGCCCCUUCCCCAACCGCAUAAGCACACAAAAUCCCCGACUCAAUAUGAAAUUAAGAUAAAAACAGUAGUCUUUUUAGCGCAGGUAUAUAGGUGAAUUUGUGCAAUGAAUUGUGAAGUUGAUACCAUGUGAACGUUGCACGUUACAUUUGUUGGGGGACAGAGUACUGGAUACCUUUAUUAUUAUUUGUUUGAGGGGGACUGAUAUCUGCUUGAUCAAUUUUUCUUUGAAAAAAUUACUUUAGCUUGGUGGCAUUGUUGAUAAAAGGAGUUAAAGUAAUGCCUUUUUUUUUUUGUUCUUUUUAAUCUUCUUUUGCAUCCUCUUAUGUUACAGAAAUAGGAUGGCUGGACAAAGCAUCUUGUGUUAAUCUAUCAGUGGGUGGAUGGCUUCGCGCUGGAGGAAUUUGGUUUAUAUAUGAAAUGUCAAGCUAUUAGGAAUUCUGCGUCCCCAAACCGUAAUGUAUUUUGUUGAUGAGAACACUUCUCUUGCCUUUUUUGUUUCUUUUUUUCUUUUUUUUUUUGGUAACUGAGAAUAGAGAAAAGAGUUGUUA